Messenger RNA from Hypomesus transpacificus, 4512 nucleotides. It is a transcript of the gene ikzf2, whose product is annotated as IKAROS family zinc finger 2. Gene Ontology annotation, biological process: regulation of transcription by RNA polymerase II. Bases 871 to 2361 code for a protein of 496 amino acids. The transcript has 7 exons. Gene Ontology annotation, molecular function: RNA polymerase II cis-regulatory region sequence-specific DNA binding; DNA-binding transcription factor activity. The record is from RefSeq and is a predicted model, not a curated record. NCBI's taxonomy places the organism in Eukaryota, Metazoa, Chordata, Actinopteri, Osmeriformes, Osmeridae.
CCUUAUUCAUCGUUGAAGUUUAUAUGUUACGAAUGAUUAUCGUUACAUGUAAUUAAUCAUUCAUUGAGUUAUUAUUUAAUUGUAAUUGAACAGCUAUAUCCGGAUAAUAUAAUUGCGAGUUAACCACAUAAACGAAGGCAGGUUUGCAUGCACCAGUGAUCAGUUCUGUAAUAUUAAGUCCAAUAUUUUUUUUGAAAGCUGAUGUUUUUCCAAUACCUUGGUCGGGUAGCAUGUAAGCUCCCUGCAUCUUUUCUUUGGCUAAUUCUUUGGAACCGGUGGAUCCAGUUUUAUCCCUCUCCUUCUUUCUUCUUUUAGAAACGUGUUGAGUCUAUCCACUUACCUCUUUGUUAGUUUUCCUUACGAACAGCACACAUUAGCUAACCUUCAAGCGCAUUUGUGAUAUUUUUUUAUGAAGUGAACGAGAUUGGCACGGUGCGGGGGUCGCGCAUUGGGUGGAAAAGUUGACUUUGCGCGCUGCAAAGGAAGUAGUCUGUAAUCAAAUGAGCUUUAGGAUAGAUGCGCUCUUCCUAACUUUUCUCAUUCAGUGCAAGAUCAGUUCGUGGAUUGAUCAAUUUAUUGCCUCUGCCAGUAGCCUUGAGUGUUUCCUCAUGCUUUGUUUUGAAAAUGACUUGAAUGAAAACGGUAACUGAGGCAAACUGGUGUUUUUUCAGUUAUUAUUUUUACUAUUUAAAAAAAGAAAGAAAAUUCACGGCAUCUGAUAGAUAUACACUAGGCUAUUUAAAUUAGCAUUAUAUAGGGAGGUGACAACCAGAAAUCACCUUGGUGGAUAUCAUCGAAACAGUACGCAUUUGCGCAGGGGGGACAACGAAAGGUAACGGAGAUUGCCCUCCCAGGAAGGAGAACUCGAGAAUGUCGGUGGACCUGUUGGCAAACACACCCAACGGACUGGAGCCUCAGGGUCCUAAGUCGCCCAGCGAAGUGACCAUCAAGCAGGAAGAGGGCACGGGAGACGAAGCAGACAGGAAAAGCACAGCACCAGAGGACAUGACCCAUAGUGGGGAGGAAGGAUCGGGACUGGAGGAGCCCAUGACUGACAGCCCCAACAACCUACAGGAUGGUGUGUCUGGGUCUGAUGGAGUAAGCGACGCAGACAAUCGGCUACAAAAUGGCGAUAGGCCGUUCCAGUGCAACCAGUGUGGGGUCUCCUUCACCCAGAAGGGAAAUCUCCUGAGGCACAUCAAGCUGCACACGGGUGAAAAGCCCUUCAAGUGCCCCUUCUGCAGCUACGCCUGCAGACGCCGCGACGCACUGAGCGGCCACCUGCGCACACACUCAGUUGGCAAACCGCACAAGUGCAACUACUGCGGACGCAGCUACAAACAGCGCACGUCUCUGGAGGAGCACAAGGAGCGUUGCCAUAGCUACCUGCAGAGUGUUGGCAUGGAUCCCACCUCUAACUCAGGACCAGGUGAAGCCACCAAAGAGCACAGGCCACCAGCAGAGGCCUCUGUCAUGGCAACCUUUGAUCGUCCGCCCGUCAUUGAGAGGUUGCAGAACGUGGGGAAGAGGAAGAGCAGCAAUCCCCAGAAGUUUGUUGGUGAGAAGAUUGUUCGCUAUGGCUACCCUGAGCUAAACUAUGAGAUGGGUAUGAAAUAUGAAAAGGAAGCUGAGAUGAUGCAGGCCCACAUGAUGGACCAGGCUAUCAACAAUGCCAUUUCCUACCUGGGCGCCGAUUCCAUCAGGCCUCUUGUCCAUCACCCUCGCCCACACCCCCAUCCUGGCACUCCCCUCUCCAUGGCAGAGGUAGUGCCCAUGGUCAACCCCCUCUUCUCCCAUGUGUACUCCGCCAUGGGGCCCCGCAUGGAGCGGCCCAGCAGCCGUGACGUCCCCCACAUGCCCGUGCCCCUGCCUCCCCCUGACUAUCCCCCCUCCUCCAAUGGUCCGGUGUCCUUGACCAGGCCCAAACACCCCCCAGCCGUCCGGGGGGAAUCGCCUAGCAACAGUGGCUUGGACUCAGCCGACUCCGCCCGCAGCAGUCCCCAGGAGAGGCUGGGUUACCAUGCCAACCUGCCCCAUCCCAGGUCCCGGCCCAGUCCAGUUUAUGGCAGAGAGGAGAGGCGGGCGGCCGAGGCAGGCCUGACACCGGAGGUGGUGAGAGGGGGUGGCGAGCGCCCCGUGAGCCAGGACGGUGUGCGUGUGAUUGGGCGUCAGGGACAGGAAGUCAGGGUGUUCCAGUGUGAGCACUGUCGUAUCCUUUUCCUGGACCAUGUCAUGUAUACCAUCCACAUGGGAUGCCAUGGCUACAGGGACCCCCUGGAGUGCAACAUCUGCGGCCAUCGUAGUAAGGACCAUUACGAGUUCUCUUCCCACAUUGUGCGUGGGGAACACACCUUCCGGUAAAGAGAGGGUGGGAGAGAGGGAGGAGAGAGGAGCCAUAGUCCGUCCCCAACACAUACAUAACCUCCAGGAAGGAAAAAACUGAAACUUUUGUAGCAAAAUAGUUACCUGUGAUUUUUCUGAUGAAUCAAACAAUUAUAUGAAGGUCUGGGCCAAAUACACAGUUCAUUUUUCUAUGGUGGGUGAAUCUGUACUUGUUAUUUGUGUCUACAUGUAUUUUUAUUUGUAUUUGAAAGCAAAAAGAAAACAUUUACUUUGCUGUGGUGUCCGUGUGGAUGUAACAAAGUAGCUUUAACUAUGAUUCGAUAAGGACAGUCAUUUAUUUCUUAAUAUCUCCACAUUAGCUCUGCUGGUGCUCAAGGGCUUUAUACCUAGCCUCAUGUCAGUUCAGUCCACACCUGACCUGAAAUGGACACACCAAAUCUGGGCUCAACCAGCACAUCAUGGCUGGUUCACAUAACGGCCCUAGGAAUGAAGAGGACAUCUUUUCUAAAGCUGGUCCAGAGCUCAGUGACAGCAGCUACAUGUCAAAUAAUAUUCAGAGAUUCACCAGCCACAUGUUGCCUAGUUGACAUGCUAUUGUUUCUUUAGUAUUUAUGUGUGCGUGCAUGCAUGCGUGCGUGUAUUUGCAUGCACUGUGGAAAAGGAUACUGCUUGGCACAGUACGCUGUGCACUUUAGUAUGUAGCACUGCUGGGGGGAAACUCAGCCUAUCCACAAUUGAAAUGCCAAUGUUGGAUUAUCUUGGUGCACUUGGACAUAUGCAUAUGUAUUCUGCUCUUAAAAAAAACAGUUUUGCUGACAAACAAAAUGUACUGUUGCACUGGUGAUCAUGCAGUACAUUGUAUUUUGUCACAAAUUAGACUCUACUUUAUCUGUUUUCAUCCUGGUGGUCUUAGCUAUCUCAUGGGGGCAAUUCUUUCAAUUUGUUGUGUGGAAAGGUAUUGUGUUUGAUCAAGGCAGCUCUUUUCAGUUUACAUCUCAGCGAUAUUGACAAAAGUAUAAAGUUAUACUGCUAUGGCAACUGCUUACUAUUACCAUCAAUCAAGUAUUGGCACUGGAACUUGUUUACAGUUUGCAACAUGCUAUUACUCCACAUUCAUUUAAUGCAUUAUUGUUCUAAGGGGUUUGUCCUGUAGUUUUAUAUUUAAUCAAGUCUAAUUUAGACUAAAUGUAUAUUAUACUGUAUUCAAACUAACAUUUUACUAUAUUACAAUAUUACAGAUCUGACAGCCUGUUUUAAGGACUUCCCUGUUUACAUGAAGGGAACACUUUGAUGACAAGGUGAAGGUCAUUCAUAAUAUGAUUUAGACGGCUACACUGUAAGGAAUAUAUCCAUUGCCUGUGCAAGUGAGAGUUUACAGAAAACAGCGAUAACAUAAAUAUUUGCGUGUGUGUGGUGUGUGUGUGUGUGUGUGUGUGUGUGUAUGAAGGGCUUUUCUGGAAUGCACUCUUAGCUUAUAAAGUGUUCUACUCUCCUAUCCAUACAUCAGGGGCUAGACUCAUGUUUAGGAAUUUCAUUGCCUAAUCUUUAACAGAAAGUUGUGUCCUUACAGCCUACAGUCAUCAAUAUGAACAAAGAGAGCGGGGAGAAAAGGUGAUGUUACCCACUCCUUACUUAGGAUACUUGAAGCAUCAUGAUUGAUGAUUUUGAUCAAAUAUCUAUAAACACCUAUUUUCUUUGUAAAUGUAAAACAGGAAUUGGAAUAUUGUGUUUCUACUCUUAAGUACUAACCAUUGAAUUGUUAAAAAAAAUGGUUUGGAAUGUAUUUUUUUAUAAAAUAAUAUAUGAGAACAAUGUAUAUUUUGGCACAUUGAAGUUGUGAAAUGAUUUGACGUUGAUGAUUACUGAUGUGGGGGCUCUCAGGUAUCUGUCGCCUAUGUGCUUUUGUAUGACUUUUGAGGUUUAUAUAGCUCCAAAAAAAUAUAUAUCCUAUAUUUGGACAUUUUGGGUAACUUUCGAUGAAGCGAUAUUGUUAUUAUUGUGAUUAAAACAAAUGUAUAUGGAGGAGAGUUCUUUGGUAUUGCCGAAAUCCACUUUACUGAAGAGUUCGAGUUUUCAGUAUCCUUGACUUGACAUGAAGAUACUGUGCUGUACAUAGUUGAAUGUUUGUUCAAAUGGCAUUGGCUUUUCUCUAUUAAAGUAUUCAUUUUA